AUGCCGGUGGGACAUCAAUUUAGUCCAUACACGUCAAAUGGUGGCUCCAUUAUGGCUAUCCAUGGUGAUGACUAUUGUGUCAUUGCUGGAGAUACCCGGCAAAGCGAGGGAUAUAAUAUUCAAACACGAUACAAGCCCAAAGUCUUUCGAUUGACCGACAAGGCAACUCUUGCCACGAACGGUUUCUCUGCUGACGCAGAAGCACUAGUAUCACGCAUUAAAAUUCGCCUCGAAAUGUAUCAACACACGCACGGUCGCUCGAUGCCGCUGCAUGCUAUCGCGCGCAUGCUCUCGACCAUCCUUUACAGCAAGCGCUUUUUCCCUUACUAUGUAUACAACAUCUUGGGCGGUAUUGAUGAGGAGGGUCGCGGUGCUGUGUAUGGUUAUGACCCCGUCGGCAGCUAUGAGCGCAUCGUUUGCUGUGCAAGUGGCGCCGCGCAGGGUCUGCUCCAGCCCUUCCUUGACAACCAGGUCAUGUUCAAGAACCAAAUGCCCACCCCAGAAACAUCUAUUCCAGAGCCUGGCCACCUGCCACUUCCUCAUGCACUGCGUAUUGUCAUGGAUUCAUUCACUUCAGCGACAGAGCGUCAUAUUGAGGUGGGAGAUGGCCUCGAAGUAUUCAUCGUCCGUUCUAUGAAACCACGUGCUUCGGAAGAGACGGCGACAACCGCGCAGCAGCCUGCCAUGGACAUUUCGCUAGAGCAGUUUGGUGCUGUGGAUGCUCUGGGCGGUGAGGACGCAUUUACGCCUGGUGCAUGCAUGGUGAUUCGACGAGAACUUAAAAAGGACUAG
This is a messenger RNA of Malassezia restricta, 792 nucleotides long. Its product is annotated as 20S proteasome subunit beta 6. Gene Ontology annotation, cellular component: proteasome core complex. The record is from RefSeq and is a predicted model, not a curated record. NCBI's taxonomy places the organism in Eukaryota, Fungi, Basidiomycota, Malasseziomycetes, Malasseziales, Malasseziaceae. Bases 1 to 792 code for a protein of 263 amino acids. The transcript has a single exon.